Rhinocladiella mackenziei CBS 650.93 is the source of this 495-nucleotide messenger RNA. RefSeq lists its product as uncharacterized. Gene Ontology annotation, cellular component: mitochondrial inner membrane. The record is from RefSeq and is a predicted model, not a curated record. The transcript is spliced from 4 exons. NCBI's taxonomy places the organism in Eukaryota, Fungi, Ascomycota, Eurotiomycetes, Chaetothyriales, Herpotrichiellaceae. Bases 1 to 495 code for a protein of 164 amino acids. Gene Ontology annotation, biological process: mitochondrial electron transport, cytochrome c to oxygen.
AUGGCUUCCAUUUCGAUCCUCCGUCUUACUGCUCGUCCUGCCACGUCCACCCUGUUCAGACCUUGCACACGACCCUUCAGGAGAGCUCCAGCUAUACCUCAGUCUGUUUCUGCGCGAUCUCCUUUUAGCUCCACUGCUAUCCAGAGAAGCGCUGGCCACGAAGACGAGACAUACGAGGAAUUUUCAGCCAGAUAUGAGAAGGAGUUCGAUGCUGUGCAGGACGUUUUCGAGUUGCAGCGAAACUUGAACAACGCCUUCGCGUACGACCUGGUCCCUUCACCCGGCGUCAUUACCGCUGCCUUGAAGGCCGCACGGCGAGUCAAUGACUUCCCCACAGCCGUGAGAAUAUUUGAAGGCAUUAAAGCCAAAGUCGAGAACACCCAACAAUACGAAGAAUAUCUGGAAGAGCUGAAGCCACUUCGAGAGGAGCUCGGCAUCAACUUGAAGGAGGACUUGUAUCCCAACAACAGCGACAGCCCUUACUACAACCCAUAG